GAAACUUUAUUAGUCAUGGUAAAAUAUAACAUGAUGACGGGUAUUUAUACGUAAUAUUAAGCAUACUUUUUACAGCCUUUUUAGUAAAUUUUUAAUAAUCUUGGUAAAAUUCGUGCAAACUUAAAAGUAAAAAAUGUUUUUGAGUGUUAUAUUUAUAAGUGUUAUUUUGACUUCAAUAAUUAAUGGUUCAAUAAUUGAUGUUCUUGAGGCAACUAAUGGUCAUGAACCUAGAGUUGCUAUUAAUUGUGGAAAAGUUCCUUUUUACGUUGAUUUGGAAACAGGGUCAUGGAUUGCAGAUAGUAAUGGAGUAGCAGUUUGUGAUGCAGAUAAAGACGAAGUGAAGAGAUAUUGUCAAAAAACAUACCCUAAACUGAACAUAUCUAAUGUUGUUGAAGCAAACACAGCAGUAAAGUUUAAAAACUGGUGUCAACCAGGAAUCCAGCAAUGCAGUGUAACAAAGCGUGUUGUGCCAUUUAGAUGUUUAGUAAAUGAGUAUGAAGCUGAUGCACUGAUGGUUCCUGAUGGAUGCAAGUUUGACCAUAUUCAUGAUCCAGAAUUAUGCUUAACUCACAAAGAAUGGCGUAGGCAAGCUCAACGUGAAUGUUCACGUAAAUAUUCUAUGAAGUUAAAAGAUUAUGGCAUUCUUUUAUCUUGUAAAACUGAUUACUUUACAGGAGUGGAAUUUGUUUGCUGUCCUAAGAAACAAGAUAGAUCACAAAAAGUAGCAAGCAAACCCAAAGUAGAAGAAAUUGAUAACAGUGGUUUUAAAGCAGCAAUUAAAAAUUUUCAACAAUACUUGCCUCUAGAAACUAAAGGUUGUGAUCGAAGCAAUUACUUAACACAACAAACAGCAAUGGAAGAUCGUCAUAGAAACCAAAUUGCUGCUGUCGUUGAUGAAUGGGAUGAAGCAGAGAGAAGAUACAACAAACUUAAAGCUCAAGAUCCUAGUGCUGCAGAGGAAAAAAUGAAGAGAACACUUGAGGUUUUUAGACAAACAUUAGCUGCACUUGAACAAGAGUCAAAAGUUGAAAAAGAUCGUCUUCGUGCUGAGCAUGCUGAUUGUAUAAAUACGCAAAUUGCAAAAGACAAAAGAGAUGCUAUGACAGGCUAUUUAAAUGCUAUUGAAGCUAAGCCCGCAAAUGCAGAGCAAAUUUUAAAAGCUGUUCGAAAAUUUAUUCAAGUUUGUGAACAUGACCGAGUACACAGUCUUCGCCAUUUUGAGCAUGUGAGAAAUCAAAAUGAAAAAAAGGCUGAAGCCCUGCGUGGUGAACUUCUUCAACAUUUAAAAGAUUUGAACAAAGUUGUCAAUGAAAGUAUGGCUCUUCUUAAUUACCUUCCAGAAAUUGCUGAAAAGUUUGGUUUUACAGGAGGAAGUGUUCUAAAGCCAAGAAUUGAUGUCCCAACUGAAGAAGAUCAUUCACAUUCACGUGUUGAAGAAAUAAUAGAGGAAGCUUCUAAGAAAUACACAAGAACUGAAAAACCUAAUAAUGAACGUGUUCCCACUGAUGCUAUUCCCAAUGAUCCCAAGUUGUUGAGUAAAGUAACAAGUCCAUCAGAGAACGAUAAUACUGAAGACGAAGAUGAUGAUGACGACGAUGAUGAUGAGGACGAUGACGACGAUGAUGAUGAAGACGAUGAAGAGUUAGUUGCCGUUAAAAAGUUAAAGGUUCAAACUACGGUAGAUACUAAUAUAGUAGAUCCAUCAACCACUACUGUUUUUCCUCAAAAUCUUGCUUUAGAGUUGAAGAGUUCUGAUGAAGAUGUAGCCAAUGUUGUGCAGGAGGAACCUAAAAAUAAUGAACAUCACCGUAGCAAACGCUCGGUUUUACUUACUGCAAUUUUGGGAUUAUCUUGUGGUAUUGUUGUCGUGAUGUUGUUUGUUGUAGUAGCAUUAAUUAUGCGACGACAAAGAAUUGUCAAAACACGUGUUAUUGUUUCGGAAAACAAUGAUGAUCGCGAACACCUUGUUAAAAUGCAGAAAAAUGGGUUUGAGAAUCCAACUUAUAAGUUUUUCUACUUCUAAUUUCGAGAAAUCAGCCAUGAAUAAUUUUAGAUAGUCUUUACUGGUUCAUUUAACCAGUCGUGGUGAAACCAGACCAAUGGCGUUCUUUAUUUUCAUGGUGCUAAAAAUUAUAACAAAUUAAAUGUGUUUGUGCAAAUACUCGAUUCUCGCAUGUGUUACAUUUAUAAUUUUAUAGUAGCCUCUGUAUAUUAUCUGCUUAUGCUUAACUUUUAGUAAAAAUUCUUUCUUAUGUAAAUAGAUUAACUCUAUUUAAAGUUACGAAUGUUUUAAGCCUGAUGUAUUUCGUAUUUUAGACCAGGUCUUAUUUAUAGUAGUAACCACGUUGAUUUUUGAGUCUUGUAUAUUUAAUAUUAACUUGUAAUCUUAAGUUUUUAUUUAUUAUAAUUUGUUAAUUUA
Hydra vulgaris (swiftwater hydra) is the source of this 2419-nucleotide messenger RNA. RefSeq names its product amyloid-beta-like protein. Lineage: Eukaryota; Metazoa; Cnidaria; Hydrozoa; Anthoathecata; Hydridae. Gene Ontology annotation, molecular function: heparin binding; transition metal ion binding. The record is from RefSeq and is a predicted model, not a curated record. Gene Ontology annotation, cellular component: membrane.